CAAAACGUUUGGCAUUGUUUAUCGAACCUCAAGAGCUGUUGCCCGACGUAUUUUUAUGAAAAUUUUGCGUAAAUUGAAGCCCCGCUACUGGAUCCGAGUGUUUAAAGUCUCCAUUGUGCCCGCAAUUAUCUACAAUAUCGUAAAAGAUGUCGAUUGGAGUCCCAAUUAAGGUGUUGCACGAAGCCGAAGGGCAUAUCGUAACUUGCGAAACAAUCACCGGAGAAGUGUAUCGCGGAAAACUCAUCGAAGCCGAGGACAACAUGAACUGCCAAAUGACACAAAUCAACGUUACGUAUCGCGAUGGGCGCACAGCAAUGUUGGAAAAUGUCUACAUUCGUGGCUCGAAGAUCCGAUUUUUGAUACUGCCCGACAUGCUGAAGAACGCGCCGAUGUUCAAGAAGCAGGGAACGCGUUCAGGGACAGCGGGACGAGGAAAAUCGGCGAUUUUGCGAGCGCAAGCUGCUCGAGGAAGAGGCAGAGGAGCUCCCGGCGGUCCUGCAAAAGGCGGCGCUCCAGGCGGAAGCAAAACAGGUGCAUGGCAAGGAGGGCAGGGACGAUCUCGAGGAGGACUUUAAACGACUUAAGAUUUGCAUUUCCCUCGAUUUCUGCUUUUUUCUGUAUUAAAUAAUGAAUAAAAUUAAUCUGAAGUAAAUUU
Messenger RNA from Culicoides brevitarsis, 655 nucleotides. RefSeq names its product small nuclear ribonucleoprotein Sm D3 (gene SmD3). The coding region runs from base 147 to 575 and encodes 142 amino acids. Gene Ontology annotation, molecular function: RNA binding. Gene Ontology annotation, biological process: spliceosomal snRNP assembly; RNA processing. Lineage: Eukaryota; Metazoa; Arthropoda; Insecta; Diptera; Ceratopogonidae. The transcript is spliced from 2 exons. Gene Ontology annotation, cellular component: catalytic step 2 spliceosome; U12-type spliceosomal complex; U2 snRNP. The record is from RefSeq and is a predicted model, not a curated record.